This is a messenger RNA of Bombyx mori (domestic silkworm), 2652 nucleotides long. Its product is annotated as probable cytochrome P450 301a1, mitochondrial. The transcript is spliced from 9 exons. Gene Ontology annotation, molecular function: iron ion binding; oxidoreductase activity, acting on paired donors, with incorporation or reduction of molecular oxygen; heme binding. The record is from RefSeq and is a predicted model, not a curated record. Bases 100 to 1686 code for a protein of 528 amino acids. NCBI's taxonomy places the organism in Eukaryota, Metazoa, Arthropoda, Insecta, Lepidoptera, Bombycidae.
UCGCACUCGGAGAACGGGCUAAUUGCCGACCAUGACAGCAAUACAACGGGACCGGUACGUCUGGUGUUCAACGUUCAGUUGAUCAGUUGCUCCGUCGCCAUGGGUCGCGCUUUACGCUCCUUCGCGGCCUACGCCAGACCUAUACAGCUUCAGAGCACACGUAACUCAUCGUCAUGCCCAUUCUCUAAGCGGCAACGUUCCCAAAUAGCCCCGACCGCGGAGUUAAACGAGGAGAUAUUCGCGAACGCCCGUCCCUAUUCGGAAGUUCCCGGCCCUAGACCUAUCCCUAUUUUGGGGAAUACGUGGCGAAUGGUCCCCGUUAUAGGGCAGUUCGAUAUAUCCGAGUUCGCGAAAGUGACCAAACAGUUUCUGGAUACGUAUGGCCGAAUCGUUCGGCUCGGCGGUUUGAUCGGAAGACCCGAUCUUUUGUUCGUAUAUGAUGCUGACGAGAUCGAGAGGAUGUAUAGGAGGGAGGGACCGACCCCCUUCAGGCCUGCGAUGCCGUGUCUCGUCAAAUACAAAUCGGAAGUCAGGAAGGAUUUCUUUGGCGAGCUCCCGGGCGUUGUUGGCGUACACGGUGAUCAAUGGCGUAGAUUUCGUUCCAAGGUUCAACGACCCAUACUCCAGCCUCAAACGGUGAAGAAGUACGUGGCACCAAUCGAGCUGGUCACGGAGGACUUCAUUAAGUACAUGGUAGACGCCCGAGACGAGAACGGGGACUUGCCUCAUGAGUUCGACAACGACAUUCACAGAUGGUCUUUGGAAUGUAUCGGCCGCGUCGCCUUGGACGUCCGGCUGGGUUGUCUGUCGCCACAGUUGAAUAGCAAUUCAGAACCGCAACGCAUCAUCGAUGCCGCAAAGUUUGCUUUACGAAACGUUGCAGUUUUAGAACUAAAGGCGCCUUAUUGGAGAUACAUACCGACACCGCUUUGGAGUAAAUACGUGAAUAACAUGAACUUCUUUGUUGAGAUUUGCAGCCGUUAUAUCAAUGAGGCGCUUGAAAGGCUGAAGACGAAGAAAGUGACGUCAGAGAACGAUCUCUCGCUGCUCGAACGGGUUCUGAGGAGCGAAGGCGAUCCAAAGAUAGCCACCAUAAUGGCGUUAGACUUGAUCCUUGUUGGGAUUGAUACGAUUUCGAUGGCGGUUUGCUCGAUCCUGUACCAAGCAGCAACAAGAUUGGAGCAACAGGAUAAGAUGGCGGAGGAGAUCAGAAGGGUCCUCCCGGAUCCGAGCAAGCCUCUGAGCUACUCGGACUUGGACAAGCUGCAUUACACGAAAGCUUUCGUCAGAGAAGUUUUUAGAAUGUAUUCAACGGUCAUCGGCAACGGUCGUACUCUGCAAGACGAUGACGUCAUAUGUGGUUAUCACAUUCCAAAAGGUGUUCAAGUGGUGUUCCCGACGAUCGUGACCGGCAACAUGGAGCAGUUCGUCUCCGAUCCUCUGGAGUUCAAGCCUGAGAGGUGGUUGGAAGGCGGCGGGAAGCUGCAUCCAUUCGCAUCCCUGCCGUAUGGCUUUGGCGCCCGGAUAUGUCUGGGACGGAGAUUCGCUGACCUUGAGAUCCAAGUGUUGUUGGCUAAGUUGCUGAGCCGUUACCGGUUGGAAUACCACCACGAGCCCCUGGACUACGCCGUUACGUUCAUGUACGCGCCGGACGGACCUCUGCGUCUGCGCAUGAUUGAACGAUGAUCACUUCUAUCAGUGUGCUUAGUGCGAGUUUUUUAAUGUUCUCGAUAGCGCUUUUUUUUCCAACCUAAGCUGAUGCCUGGAGAGGCUAUAUCAGCGUCGCCUUAACUAGUAGGUGAGCCUCACGGGGCUCAAACCUGAUGACGUUGCUAACACGAACCCUAGCAAGGGCCGUGCUUCGCAGAAUCUACCACCGGAUCGGAAACGCGACCCACUGAGAAGAUCCGGCGAGAAACUCAGUGGGCUUUCUCGAUAGCUUUUUUUUUUUUUUUUCUCCUACCUAUGCUGAUAGCCUUGAGAGGCUAUUUCAGCUUCACCCUAACGUUAGUAGGUGAGCUCGCGGGGCUCAACCGGAGAGUUGCUAACACUGACCCUAGCAAGAGCAGUGCUUCGCUGAAUCUACCACCGGAUCGGAAACGCGACCCACUGAGAAGAUCCGGCGAGAAACUCAGUGGGCUAUCUCGAUAGCGUAAAAGUUAGCUCAUAUUUGUAUGAAAUGGGAUCGUUUGCGUACGUUUGCCGCUAGAGGCGCUGUUUCAACUGCAAAAAAAAAUCCGUAAAUAACUUUUACGCUAUCGAGAACGUUAAAAAACUCGCACUAAGCAUACAGACAUUAAAUUUUAUAAUUUAGUUGCACGUUACACGGAAAUGAUGUUUAUUUAAAUCGCAAUAAAGCUUACUAUUAUGUGGCAUUGUGUCGGUCCGAUUUCGUAGGCCGUUUUUUUUUUGAGUCAGUAACCAAAAAAAACGGUGUCUGUUUUCAGUUUGGCUUUUUUUUAAUUAAUUUCGAGUAAAUAGUUCGUUAACAUUUAUGUUUAACAAUAUUUUAAAGUGCUCUCAAUUGUUCAAAUACGCUUUUUUUUAAAUAUACUUACUUAAGUGACAAUGGAUCUGUUGUAACCGCGUGAAUAAUAAAAUAGAAAUCUGUAAUAAAAUUGUUCGUUAAUAAAAAUGACUCUUUAUGAAUUU